UGGUUCUCCGAGCACAGGCCCCGACCAGAGUCAGCAGCCGGGAGACGUGCCAACGCCCAGGACCCAGCAGAGAUCUGUUCAAUCAGAAACUCGGUCUCAUGUCCUACAGUGUCCUGAUGCUCAGUAAAGUCUGAGGGCACAGGUCUCGGUGAGAGACGGUGCUGGGCCGGGGCCCCAGCAGAGGGUAUGGUCGGGGAGGGCUCUCGGGCCAUCUGGGAGGCAGAAUGGAGAGGCCUUGGUGAUUGGGUGUGGAGGGUGAGGGCUAUGCUGAGUCCAGGAUGGCUCCUAGGUUUGGCUUGGGUGACUUCAGAUCUCAAAUCAGCAGGCCCUCUGGUGCUGUUGCCCCCACCCUCCUGCCGGGGGUCUCCAUGCUUGUCUUGCAUGCCUCCAGUGAGCACCUGCUCUCCCCCCCCCCCCCUUACUGCCCGGUUUCAGUGCUCCCUUCUUCACAAACAAGCCGCUCCCAGCCCAUCCGUGGUAGUCAGGGUGGUUGCCACAGCAGUUGACAUCAGCCAUCUGGUCCCCGAGGAGCCUGUCACCCUCCCGCCUGCCUGCAGUGCUCCAUUACCGCUUCUUCGAGGAGUGGAGAGGUGGCAUUUGGGGACUCCCGCCCUCAUACACCCCCCAUUUUGAGGACUGGGUGGAGCUGGGAGGGCCCAGUGGCCGAGAGGGGAGAGGAGGAGGGGAGGGAGGAAGGGCGGGCGGGGCCCCUCCUUGGUGGCCUCUUGCCUGGGCAGGGAGGCCCCAGCCCAUUCGGCUCCUGGACCGCAGCAGAGGCAGCAGCAGCACCUGGGCCAUGGCCGAGGACGGGCCGAAGCAGCCGCAGAUCAGCAUGCCGCUGGUCCUGGAUGAGGCCCUGACCAAGCAGAUGCGGCUGCGCGUGGAGAGCCUGAAGCAGCGCGGGGAGAAGCGCCAGGACGGGGAGAAGCUGCUGCGGCCGGCGGAGUUCGUGUACCGCCUGGACUUCCUCCAGCAGCAGAAGCUGCAGUUUGAGCGCUGGGACGUCCUGCUGGACAAGCCGGGCAAGGUCACCAUCACGGGCACCUCCCAGAACUGGACGCCCGACCUCACCAACCUCAUGACGCGCCAGCUGCUGGAACCCGCGGCCAUCUUCUGGCGCAUGGAAGGCUCGGACGCCAUGGAUUGGAACGAGGCCGACGCCCUGGAAUUCGGGGAGCGCCUGUCGGAGCUGGCCAAGAUCCGCAAGGCCAUGUACUUCCUCAUCACCUUCGGCGAGGGCGUGGAGCCCGCCAACCUCAAGGCCUCCGUGGUCUUUAACCAGCUCUGAGGCAGCUGCCCACUGCCGCCCCCUGCUCUCGCCCAUCUGCCCUGCCCCCUGCUCCCGCCCCCAGGUGUGUAUUUGGGGACCUGUUUCUAGUUGCUGUCCUGUGCUCAGCGUGGCCAGGACCCCCAGGCCUGUGUCCUCCCUCCUCUCCUCUCCUGGUGCGGGCGCUCCUGCUCAGGGAGGAAGAUGCGAAGGCUCUGUAGUCUAGAAGCUGAACUGGCUGCCGCUGCUUGUGCUGUAGACCCGGAGGCCAGGCCGGGGCUAGUGCGGGAGGAUGGAGUGAGUGUCCGUGGGCACCUGCCUUCUCUGUGCCUCACUGUCGGGAGAGAGACCGAGGGAGACCGAGGGAGACCGAGGGAGACAGACACAGACACAGACAGGGAUCCGAAGAACCAGCCAUCGGCUUCCUCUGCAGGCGGGGAGACGGAGACGGAGACGGAGACAGCAGAGCGGCUCCUCGGGAAUCCAGCAAACAGGCAUUUGCUGCCCGUCCGGCCACAUCCAGGAAGGUGCUGCCCCUGGCCUGGGCCUGGUGUGAGCGCCUCGGGGGCCCUCGGGACGUUUGGGCAGUGAGGACUGGCUGGCACGCUGGAGGCUAUUCGGACCAACCUUCUUGCUCUUCUGAGAAUGACUGCAGGAGGGAGCGCGAAGGGGAGCAUAAAAGUCAUGCAGAGAUGACCUAUCUAUACAUGUGCAUCUACGCUGAGAGAGAGCACGCUGCCUUCACAUGGAUAUAUUCUAGAGUCUAUGCCUGCCCUGUGGCCACCUGACCUGAGAUGAUCUAUGAUAGGAUUGCCCAGCUGGCUCACGCCUGGCCCGUAGCAGGGGCUUGGUCAGCAUGACCUUAGGGAGCGGGGCUUCCUGAGCUGGGAGGCUCUGAGGUUCAUACUGUGAAGGGGAAAGUGUAGUAUAGGGGUUCCCUCUGCCUGGGGAGCUGGGUGGAGGGGUCCAGAGCCCUGGAGCUGGGACGGUAGGUUCUAGGGCCUUGGAUGUCCCUGUUGGGACGUCAGCUUCCCAGCUCACGGGCCAGAGGAGGUGAGUGUGCCGCCUGUGUGCCAUCUCUGGCAUCUGUGGUGGAGCUGAGGGGUGGGGGCGGCCUGCCAGAGCAGUUGUGAUGGCCGAUGGUGGAAGCAGGCUGCAGGGGGCCGCGCACUGUGAUGGGAGGACACCGGCCUCGGGUCACUGGGCACAGUCCACCCACCGAACAGGGAACACGAGACAUGUUAUCAGCAGACUCAGUGCUCCCCAAGCCUCACGCCCCUGCACAGGCCCAGCGAACCCCCUUUGAAGGAGGGGCCUGGCCCGCCUGGCAUCAACUGAGGGCACCUCAGGAAGUGCCCCCAACACCCUGCCACAGGCCAGCCCCGGCUUUUGUCAGGGACGUGCCCUGUCAGGGACGUGCCUUGACAUUUCCCUCACAAUGCAGAGCCCUCAGGGGGUUGAGGUCCUGGGAACAGAUGCACUGAGAGGUGGCGGUCAGAGCCCUCCCCACUGUCCACGGCUGCUGGCAGGCGGGCCCCCACUUUGGAGGUGUGGGUGGAAGUCUGGAUUCCUCAGGUGGGAGACUGGCUGUGGUGUGGGGUACGGUCCUUUGUAACGCGGCUCUGGCCUGUCCGGGAUGUGCUUAAAGUCCUGGCAUUGCCUGCUUUGCUUCCCCACUGACUAUUGGGGGAGGCCAGGCCCCUGGGGCUGGCCCUGCCCCCUGCCUCUUUGCUUGCCCUCUCCCUGCAGCUCUGGGGACCCUCUUUGGCAGACUAACCACCUGUACCCCCACCCUGCCCUGUGCAUGACCCCAAUAAAGCCAGUGAGC
Molecule: messenger RNA, 3095 nt
Organism: Myotis daubentonii (Daubenton's bat)
Lineage: Eukaryota; Metazoa; Chordata; Mammalia; Chiroptera; Vespertilionidae
Gene: OMP
Product: olfactory marker protein
Biological process (GO): sensory perception of smell; signal transduction
Cellular component (GO): cytosol; neuronal cell body; axon
Source: RefSeq, a predicted model, not a curated record